Molecule: messenger RNA, 1295 nt
Organism: Cladocopium goreaui
Lineage: Eukaryota; Dinophyceae; Suessiales; Symbiodiniaceae
Source: the annotation of a GenBank genome assembly
CAGGAGAACGUCCUGGUGGGUGGUUUUUUCGUGAUCUCUGGCUAUGUGUCUGCUUACACUACCACAAAACUUGGCGCGCUGGGAGUAGAAGAGAAGAAAGUGGCAAAUCCGGAGCUCUUUUUCUGGCAGAGAGUCAUGGCCUACUAUCCUCUUCAUUUCCUUUCCUCAGCAAUUUUUGCGCCGAUGUUCAUUUGGGUGGAGAGGAACUUCAACGCAACCUGGAACAUGAUUGCCUUCCGCGCCUUCUUGAACUUCAGCAUGUUGCAGGCCUGGUUCCCCAAGGAAGCAGAGAUCUGGAAUCAGCCCACCUGGUUCCUGUCGGCCCUGACCUUUUCGAAUCUCACUAUGCCCACUUUGGUCUUGCCAAACGUGGCCAACCUCUCCAAGAAGGGUUUGCAGAAGCUCUUGGCUGCCUUGUGGGGAGUGUCGCUGCUGCAGAAGGUCUCCUACUCUGAGACAGCACGCUUCCACAGCAGCAAGGAACACCCAGUGGACGGGAAGGUCAUGAUGCCCUUGAUCUGGAACUUGACUCGUUUCCACCCAAUCUGGGCACUCUUUGAGAUGACCACUGGCAUCAUUGCGGCUCGUCAUGUGAUGCUUGACACUGAGGAGGACAAGAGGAACAAACCCAUGAAUCCAAUUUGGUUGUUCUUGGCUGCCUAUUCCUCAUUGGCACUUCGUCUCACGAAGUAUGACUUCAACGAUGCCAUCAUCCGUGGAGUGCUCUUUGUGCCACUUUUCACGGAGUUCUUGACGGCCAUGCACCGAGAUGCGUUGACUGCCCAACCUUCCGCCAUCACCAGAUUCUUCGGAUGCAAGAUCAUGGCCACUCUUGGUUCCUUAGCUUUCCCAAUGUUCAUCGUGCACGGACCAAUCGGACAAAUCUUCUACAAGAAGGCUAUUGCCAAGAAGCUGUGGGGAAAGCCAAUGCCACAUGCCUUCUUCCCCUUCUAUUUGGCGAUUUGCUUGGGUCUCAGCCACCUGGUGAACGAACACUUCGUGAAGAACAAGAAGGUGGGUGCCUUUGCCGGCAAGAUCGCCCAGAAGCUGGCAGGUUGGACUGAGGGUAUGCUCAGGGAUCGUUGAGCUGUCAACAGCAGCAGUUUGAAGAAUUCUUUUCUCGGCGUUGCAUUGAGGAACGGCCAAUCCACCCGGGGUUGUGCCGAGGCUCCUGCAAUUCCAGUGUUGGCCCAUCGCCAACAGUUCCAACAGUGACCACCAACCAAGGUUGGAGGUCCUAGGUCCUAGAGAUCUGAUCAUUUCUGGCGGCGACCAACGCGAACCGCUAAGAAAAA